Acanthaster planci (crown-of-thorns starfish) is the source of this 2546-nucleotide messenger RNA. RefSeq lists its product as uncharacterized. Gene Ontology annotation, molecular function: zinc ion binding. The record is from RefSeq and is a predicted model, not a curated record. NCBI's taxonomy places the organism in Eukaryota, Metazoa, Echinodermata, Asteroidea, Valvatida, Acanthasteridae.
GUUAGAUAAAUCUAAGUAAUGGGGGCGAUGCAUGAGAGACUGCACGUUAACAGCCAGAUUUUGUGCAGUGUGAAGAUCAAGAUAUAGAAAAUGGAUUUCUUGUUAGUAGGCCUAACAUACUAUUUUCUGCAAAAUAUCAUUUAUACAAUUAUAGGCAGUCGUGGCAGUGUAGGUGUAGGCCUAUUUUUAGCUGGCACAAGCAUCCUUCUAUUAAAUGCUGUUUUACCACUCCUCAUGGCCGUUUCCUUCUCUGAUUAUUCAAUUCUCAUUACAUCAUGCCAGCCUUCCGGCAUUCUUUCACUAAACUGUCGCCAGGGGUGUAUUGAGAAUUUGCCAAUCAGAGGUAGGGAACGGCAGAACAGCAUUUGCUAAAAUGAUGCCGGUGCCAGUUAAAUGAACACUUAGAACAUUUAAGCCAAGGGGCCUACUGCACCGAGUACUGUACACAUGUAGUUUACUUACGCCCUACUUAUUAUUCGACCAUGUCAACAAUUGGAGGCCUAUAUUUCUUGUGUGUGUAGGUAACCGAAGGAUUGGCCUAAUAAAAACCGAAGGACGAAGAACGCUGGCCCUUGGGAAGAGUCUCUACAUGUCAGGGCACAUCCAUUCCCUGCAAUACCACGGCAUCAGCUCUAAUCUAUGCUACUGCUUUGUUCGUGGAAAGGUCAUACCACAGGUGAAAACUUCAGAACAACCAUACUAUACAUGGGUAGUGCUUCAUAAAGAAACAGGGCAGGUCUGCACAGCUGAGUGCACAUGUUGCGUUGGAAUCCAAGCAACAUGCAAACACAUCAGUGGCCUCCUGUUUGCAGUCGUUGAAGCAGUGGAACAGGGGAAGAAUUCAUCGUGUACAUCUCAGCAGCAAGCAUGGGGCCAAGGUCCGAAGAAGGGACAACCUGUCCAUGAUUGCCAGUUUGCCAAGAACAUAAAGAUUGUUGGUGUGAAGGCUGAUGUAACUCAGCAAACGUCCAGUAGAAAUUACAGGUCAGAAUUCGAGCCCAGAGUUUUGGCACAUCGAAACAAAAGGCCAGUAUAUGCCUUUAACAUUGAUGCACUGGCAGAUAUUACCAAUGGUAAUUGUGGAAUGCUGAUGUAUGUCAAACAACAGGCAGACCCUGCACACCAGACACCCAACAUUCAUGCAUAUGUAAAGGAGGAGGAGGUUGAAACAACUCGAGGUGUCUUAACUGUCGAAGAAGCACAUCAAAAGUCCAGUGGGGGGAGUGCCGAUGAUGUCAUCAAGGAACUUGAACUGAAUCAUCACCAGCAGAUACUGUUAGCAAAUGAAACAAAGAAACAAGCAUCCUCUACCUUGUGGACACAGCAUCGUAUAGGACGAAUAACGGCAAGUGUAGCAGGAGAUUGUGCUGCAUCCAUUAAGGAAAACGGCUUGUCGGGCCAUUCCCAAAUAGCUAAAGUCAUGGGCUACUAUGAUUCGCCACACUCAUCUGCUCUUACCUGGGGUAGAAUGCAGGAACCUGUAGCAAGAAAACAAUAUGUAGCAUGGCACAGGCUUCAUUAUAAGCACAAGGGUGUUACCUGUGAAGAGACGGGUCUGUGGGUCAAUAUCGAUUGCCCUUAUGUUGCGGCUUCACCUGACGGUAUUGUCAGGUGCCACGUUUGUGGGGAUGGCCUGUUAGAAAUUAAAAACCCGUACACCCACAGACUCUGUGAGAUUCAAGACUUCUCAACCAAGAAGGGAUCUUGCCUGACAAUGGAAAAUGGAAUGCUGCAAGUACGUCGGACACACAUAUACUAUACCCAAGUACAAGUGCAGAUGUGGUGCACCGGAUACAGUUGGACCGAUUUUAUUGUCAGAACUGUCAGUAAACACAACAAUUUUCAUGCAGAACGUAUUCAGUUUGACACAGAGUUCAUUGCUAGUUUGAAACCAAAAUUGUACAUAUUUUUUGUUCAGGGAAUUCUCAAAGAAUUUGGAACAAGAUCAGUACAAAACAUUGUUCGGGAUCGUUCUAUCCGUAAAAUCAUUGAUAGUGUUUUGUGCAGGGUUGAGGAGAGUGUGAAAAUGAACCCAUCUGCUUCUAAUGUAACAUGUACGUAUCCAUGUGGAUUCUGUACUGAGGAAUGUGAAAGUAACCCCAGAGAGGAUAGUCGAAAUAGCAUUGGGUGUGAUGUUUGCAUGCGAUGAUUCCACUACGGCUGUGUUGGCAUAACUGGUUCAGAAGCAUUUCUCAAGAAGCGGAAGUCUGUUUGGAAGUGUGCCUCAUGCAGCUCUCAAACAAAGGGCAGAAAAAGACUGCGACAGUCGAGGCUUCGUAAACUGUAGUCAUCUGGGAAGGAUCUUCACAUAACACUUGACACUGUGUGCAUAUGCUCCAUGAGACAAUGUUGUCUAAAAAAUGAGGCUUGAUAUUUUCACUGUCUAAGAAUACUUUUUAAGUCGUUAUUUGUUUGUGGGUGCUACUAAGGCACUGCAGAGGAAAAUAAGUUAUUUUGUAUGGAAGAUCCGUAUGCAUAUAUGUGUCCAACCACAAUUGGUUUCUUAAAUGAUGCGUCCUUGGUAGCCUGAGAUUGACAACAUACAU